CUAUUGAACAUAUAUUUAUUUAUAAAAAAGUAGUGACAUGUUAUUAUAUACAUCUUGUUUCCCUUAAAUUAUGCUAUUGAACAUAUAUAUUUAAAUAAAAGUAGUGACUGAAAUUCCAUAGCCAGCUCCCUCCCUUGAAUGCUUGACAUGUUCCGGAUAGUGGAAUAUCUGAUCUGGUCUGCAGAGAGUGGGAAGUCGACCAAAUAAUUGACUAAAUAAAUAUGCUUCUGAUUUUUCAUUGAAUUAAAAACAGUAAAAUGUAUCAAAUCUAUCAUACUUACAUGAGAAUCGAAGGAAACCAUCAUUUAGGAUUAACUAUGAGAACUUUGCUGACCAUAAAUGUUAAAAAAAAAAGAACACCAGAAAAGCAUAAAACUUAAUCUACCUUAUGGGUUGCUCGACAAGUUAAACGGAUUCUCUCAUGGGCCGCUUGACUCAACCAUUUAAUAUAAAAGUAUGAUAACAUCCAUCACAUUUUACUUUUCAAAAAGCAUAAGCCUAAUUUUCAACAAUCAUACUCACUAAGGGAAAUUUCUCAAAUCGUCCAAUAUAAAUCAAAACUACUACAUUUUUUUUCCAUAUAAUAUCAAUUCUCACUUCCAAAUUGCGAAGAAUGUUAUGAUGCCUCCCUACUAAAACAUGAAAAAUGUGUUAGAUUAUAUCAGUACGCAUCUAUGAAAAUCUUCUGUUUUUUCUUGAAGAUGUAUUCAAAAUCAAAGCAUCACUAUCUCAAAUUAAUUAAUCGAAUAGAUUACAAAACCGAAAGAAUUGGUCAAAAAAUUUGCCUCCCUAUUGAUAUGAGUAUUUCGAGACCCUGAGUCUCUAUUCUAAAGUUUACCGGAAUGCCUGGACUAGAAUGACAUGUUGCCGAUCAGUCGAAGCCGUCACAAAAAGUAACUGAACUACAAUAUGGUUUAAAUCAAGUUACAAUUAUAUCUUUUUAGUGUCUCAAUUCCUGUGUUGAUUAGAACGCUUGAAUAGUGUGUCAUACCAUCGUGUAUCUUCUUAUAUUCACAUACUAAUCUCGCAUUCAAAUCUCAUAACACUUGGGUGCUCUGGAUGUGAGAGAAGGAUUUUUUUUUUAACUAAUAUAAACAUAAGAAAACAAGACCUCGUCUUAAUUUAUAGGGCACACAAUUUUUUUUAAUUUUAACCAUAUUUAAUUAUUUUUAAAUGUAGACUGACUGACUCAUCAUCUAUUUUUGUAAUGGAGCCACUUGUCGGCUUCCACAUGUUUCCUUCUUCUUAUAGAAUAAAAGUAUCGGGGAAAGUAAUUUAUUACCACUUACCGGAGAAUAUUAAAUUGUUAAUCUUGGUUCGAAUAGGAAGGGAAAAAAAAAAAAAAUAAUGACGAUAAGGUACAGAGAAAGGUCAACGGUCGCAUUUAGCGGUAUUAGUGAACAGUAAACACAGAGCAACACAGAGAGAGAGACUGAGAGAGCGCGCGGUUGUUGAGAAAUAGAAACAAGCUCCGGCGGGACCCACCGCCAUAGCCACCUCUUCCACUCCAUAUAAAAGCUCUGCCAUUCCUCCACCAAUCUUCCACCACCACCACCACCACUAACUCUCUCCCAACUUCCGACUACCCGAUCCUUUAUCCUUCACCGGAAUUCGGGAAAAAAACAAAAUGGGUUCGACGGCGGAAACCCAGAUGACGCCGACCCAGGUCUCCGACGAGGAAGCCAACCUGUUCGCGAUGCAGCUCGCCAGCGCCUCCGUCCUCCCCAUGGUGCUAAAAUCGGCGCUCGAGCUCGACCUCCUCGAGAUCAUUGCCAAAUCCGGCCCGGGUGCUUGCCUUUCCCCCGCCGAAAUCGCCGCCCAGCUCCCCACCAAGAACCCAGAAGCUCCCGACAUGCUCGACCGCAUCUGCCGACUCCUCGCAUCCUACUCCGUCCUCACUUGCUCCCUCCGCACCCUCCCCGACGGCACCGUCCAGCGGCUCUACGGCGCCGCACCAGUCUGCAAGUUCCUCACCAAGAACGAGGACGGCGUCUCCAUCGCCGCGCUCGCGCUCAUGAACCAGGACAAAGUCCUCAUGGAGAGCUGGUACCACUUGAAAGACGCGGUGUUGGAUGGAGGGAUCCCGUUCAACAAGGCAUACGGGAUGACAGCAUUCGAGUACCACGGGACCGACCCGAGAUUCAACAAGGUGUUCAACAAGGGCAUGUCGGAUCACUCCACCAUCACCAUGAAGAAGCUCUUGGAGUCGUACACCGGCUUCGACGGGCUGAAAUCGCUGGUCGAUGUUGGUGGUGGCACCGGAGCUGUCCUCAGCAUGAUCCUCUCCAAGCACCCUUCCAUCAAGGGGAUCAACUUCGAUCUCCCCCACGUCAUCGAGGACGCCCCUCCGCUGCCUGGCGUCCAGCACGUUGGCGGCGACAUGUUCGCCAGCGUCCCCUCCGGUGACGCCAUUUUCAUGAAGUGGAUAUGCCAUGAUUGGAGCGACGAGCACUGCCUGAGGUUCCUGAAGAACUGCUACGACGCGCUGCCGGCGAACGGGAAAGUGAUCGUGUGCGAGUGCAUCCUCCCCGUGGCGCCGGACUCGAGCCUGGCGACGAAGAACGUGGUGCACAUCGACUGCAUCAUGCUGGCGCACAACCCGGGCGGGAAAGAGAGGACGCAGGCGGAGUUCGAGUCGCUGUGCAAAGGCGCCGGAUUCAAGGGCUUCAGGGUGCUCUGCUCUGCUUUCAACACCUAUGUCAUGGAGUUCCUCAAGACUGCAGCAUAGAAUCGAAUUGAAUCUCCGGCCACAUUGAUAUCUCUCAGUCGUUUCGUCUCUGUAUUGUCUUUGGGUGUUCUGUUAUGUGAAUUUGAUUGAAGUUGUUUCUUCUACUUUUUUUUACUUUCACCUCUCCACGAUUAGGUAAAAAUGGAAGAUAGAGUGAAUUGAAGAGUAAGACAGUAUAAAAGAAGGGCAAUGCAGCAAAAAUAAUGGUAAAAAUGGAAGAUAGAGUGAAUUGAAGAGUAAGACAGUAUAAAAAAAAGGGCAAUGCAGCAAAAAUAAUGGUAAACUUGUUUGGUGAAUGAAAUGCAGAGUUAUAUAUUUGUUCGAUGGAAUGAACUCUAUCCCCCUGUUUCCGAAGUAGGGGAGGAAAAGGAGGGGAGGGGAGGGAGAAUUUGGAGGGGAAGGAAAAUUGGAGGAGAAGAGAAUUGGAGAGAAAAUGUUGUUUUAUGGAGGAAAGUGAAAGAGAUAGUGGGAGGGAAAAAGUAUAUAGGAAAGUGUGAUAGAUAUGUUAUUUUAUUGAUUAUGUAAUAGUAAGUAUGUGUAAAAAAUGCGAAAAUGAAUAUUAUGAAUAACCAAUUUCUACAUAACCAUGAUCAUUUUUAUUAUUUGUUAACGGAACAUAAAUUGUUCAUUUAACUUAAUUUUAUUUUUUCAUACAAAUUUUGAUAACCUUUGUAGUACAAGACGACGUUCAUUCUAUAAAAAAUGUAUCACUCUGAUGUCGUUUUACUUGAAACUUACCACACAUUUACGUUCCACGUAAUUGUGUAAAAUAAUAUUUUGUGUGACUCAUGUGAGCCCGUCAAUUUAAAAAAAUUCUCAUAUAAAUUGGAUUAGCUCUACUGUACAAAAUGACAUCCAUUUUGUAAAAAUUCCCCUCUUAUAUCGUUUUUACUAUGAAUGUAACAAACUCUUAUAUCUAACGUAACUAUUUUAUGUAUCGUGUAAGACAACACUAUAUAUGACGUAAAUCACCCAUUUUGUUCGGUUCGAUCCGGUCUAAAUAUCCAAUAAGUAGAUAAACAUCUUGCAUUCUUGCUAUAAAUUUCAAGUUUAUCAAAUUUGUCGUAUGAAACAUGUCUACAUAAAAUACCAUUUAACUAUCAUGUCAUAACGAAAAUAAUUUGAUCAUUGGUUAUGAAUUGUAGAUUAAAUUUUUACUUUCUUACUAAUUUUGGUCACUAUUAAAAAUCAAAAGUAGAAUAGUACGGAAAUAUGUCGACAGUUAGAUCUAAUGGUUGACCGUUACUUCUAUAAAAAAUCAUCAAUUUGAAUUCAAACUAAAAUUCCGUUAUAUCGUUAUAUUGAUUCGUGAUUUUCGUACUAAUUCACUAUGAUAUAUAAGUUAACAAACCAUUAUUUUAAUAAUGAGGAGUAAUCCCAAUUAUUCAGCUAAAAUGGAUAACAAAUUGUAAUGACUUCUAUCAUUAUCUAAAACCCUCCGCCGUCUUCUUUUCAUUUUGUAUGAUUCCUUUUCCUAUUUUAAUAAAACAAUAAAUAUCUUAGAAUCACUUCUUAAUCACAAAUCUUUUUUCCUCUGCCUUUCCUUGCCAAUUUAUUAUUAUUAUUAUUAUUAAAAUUGAGCUAUCCAAUUCCUACGGGCUACAGAGAUAAAAGAGAGCAGAAAGAAAGAAAGAAAGAAAAGAGAGAUUGGUACAAACAAACAAAAAAGACAAGGGAACUCAUUAUUUUCCCUCCGAUUUGGGGGUGAGACUAGCACAGUACGCGGCCCCUCCACUUUCCCUCACCUCUGUACUGUAGAACAUUUCGGAAACGGGGAAAAUUUUACUGGAACCCACAAUUCCCUCCUUUUCCUUUCCUUUCUCUCAUUUUGCCUGGCAAAGAAACAAGGGGUAUAGGA
Molecule: messenger RNA, 4586 nt
Organism: Linum trigynum
Lineage: Eukaryota; Viridiplantae; Streptophyta; Magnoliopsida; Malpighiales; Linaceae
Source: the annotation of a GenBank genome assembly